This is a messenger RNA of Drosophila subpulchrella, 1987 nucleotides long. RefSeq names its product probable ribonuclease ZC3H12C. The transcript has 6 exons. Bases 110 to 1624 code for a protein of 504 amino acids. Gene Ontology annotation, molecular function: mRNA binding; RNA endonuclease activity. Gene Ontology annotation, cellular component: cytoplasmic ribonucleoprotein granule; nucleus. Lineage: Eukaryota; Metazoa; Arthropoda; Insecta; Diptera; Drosophilidae. The record is from RefSeq and is a predicted model, not a curated record.
ACCAAAACACGCACAUUGUGAGACAGCUGUUGCGUUGCGUCUUUAAGAAUUCAGAAGAUUGACAGUUUUAGCCAUUUUAAACAGCCAUAAUAACGCUUUUGACCCCAAAAUGGUCAAGCCAAGGAGCAAGGAGGAUCGAAAGAAGGCUAGGAAGGCGAAACAACACUGGCACAAGCGGGGAUUAGCCUCCACAAAGGCCUCAAAAAUCCUGCUACAGCUGGCGGCCGAGGAUCCCGAAAGAGACGCCGAUCCUGGCCCAUCGACCACGGUUGUAACACUAGAAACAGCGGUCUCCAGUUCAAGUUCCGAAAUGCCGAGAACAGUGGGGCAGAAUGGCUUCAGGAAGGUAAAAGACCCCAAGCCCAAGAUCUCGGCCAAAAAACUAAAACGUAAGGCAAUGCAAAAGAAGAAAUUUGAUCGCGAAAUGUUAUCAAAGAUACUGGGCUCCAUAAAAAAGAAGUACAAUGUCCAGAAAAAUCCUCAAAUUAGGCGCAGAUUGGACUUUCGCAGUAAAGAAUCUCCCACAAAAAACCGUGUCCUACCCAAACCAAAAUUCUACAGACCGCAGAAGGCAACUGCAAUUUCUACCGAAAAUCUGAAUGACACCAUUGAGGACGGGGAAGUCGUAGAAGAUUUGGUGAGCAGCGACGACGACGACUGCGUGUUGCUGGAGACCCCGAACGUCUCCAUAAACAUAGAGGAUGAUGAUGAGCCCUGCACAAGUGAUAAGCUCUUAAAGGAUGUAGUUAAGGAUUGCAAUGGCGAGGCGGCUUUGCGAAUAAAACCAAAGACGGAAAAUCCAGUGUUGUACUCCACAGUCUUGAAGACCGAUUUAUCUGAGUCCAUCAUUAACUUGGAUGAAGUCUCCGAAGAAGUGGCAAGCUCAGUUGUGGACAACAACGAUUCAGUAAUAUUUAUUGAGGACACUAUUGGGACAGAAGACUUCAUCCCAAUACCAUCAUAUUCGCCGCCGCUGCGGAAUGGUAAGAAGAAAAGGAGGAGUGCCAGAUUGGCGGAAUCACCCAAAAGGAAGACGGCACGGAUGAGUGACAGCCUUUUCACCACUGCCGAAAAGAAGAAGCUUGGCGACUAUAAUAGGAACACAUUUAAUCCCUCGGAGGAGGCAGGAGAGGUGUCUGAUAAGCCAAAAACGAAUAAGAGGUCUAUUAUCAUCGAUGGCAGCAAUGUGGCCUUUGCCCAUGGAAACUCGAACGUCUUCUCAUCUGAGGGAAUAAAGUUUUGCUUGCAGUACUUUGAGAAAAUAGGGCACGACGUCAAGGCUGUGAUUCCAAUGUUCAGGAGAAACAUCUACAAGUCGUCGAACCCCGAGCUUCUCGACAAGCUGCACAAGGAGGGCAAGAUAGUGUUUACGCCGUGCAAAAACCUUCACGGCCAAAUGUCGUCCUGCUACGAUGAUCGCUUCAUUUUGCAGCUGGCAUACGAAAAGAAUGCUGCCGUCGUUUCCAACGACAACUACAGAGACCUCAUUGACGAAAAUCCUGCCUUCAAAAAGAUCGUGGAGAAUCGCGUCCUUGGCUAUUCGUGGUGCGACGAUAUAUUCAUUCUACCCAAAGAUCCUUACGGCCGCUGGGGACCCACACUCGAUGAAAUUUUAAGAUGCUAGUGCAUUUAAUUACUUCGUUAGAAAUCCUUUUCUUAUUUGUGUGAAAAUUAGUUUAGUUGUGUGUUCAGUUACUAGCCAUACUUGCGGUUAAUUUAACUUUCUCUUUCUGAUAUUAUCUUAAAAAUAGAGUUUAGUUUUUGAAAACUCACAAAUUAUUAAGAGUCAUUGAGUCGAUUUCAUGUACGCCUUAUUGCGGUCCAUCCAACUCUUUUUGCCUGACAUUAUUCUUCAAGUAGUUUUUAGUUGGUCUGAACUCAAAAAUUAUUAUGCGGCGCUUACUCAGUUUGCAUUGAAUAGUUUUCAAUCGUAAAACUUAAUUUUUUAUGCCAAACUGUAAAUAUAUGGCGAAUUAUUUUCAAAAAA